AUGAUUGUGAUAAAGACUAUUAUUUUUUCUGUGUUAAUUACAGUUUGCUAUAGUAGGUUGCCCGACAAAGUGCUAUGUGCAAAUCAAGAAUGUAAUGCACCAAUAUCCAAAGCCAAAACUCUUCUUAGUUAUAGCAGUCCACAAUCUGAUCUCUUAUCAUUCAAAGGCAACUCAGAAGCAAUAAUAUUUAAGAAAUCAGCUGGAGGAAAUUCAGAUUUAUGGUAUGCCACUAUUAAUGGGAAGUCUGGUUUUGUAAAUACUAGAUUUUUAAGGGAGAUUAAAGUUUACACAAAGAAUUUAGUAGAGAUGCCCAUUGAUGUAAAACCUAUAGUUAAACCUGAUAAAGUACAACAACCCCAUGAAGUAUUUGAAGGAACAACAAUAUACUCACCAGAGCCUACUCCACCAGCUGAUGCAUCUAAAAUAUCAACAGAACAAAUAUCUCAAAUUAGUGAAAACAUCCCUGAAUCUAUUCGCAACAUUAACUUAGAAAGUAUGUUAAAAGAAGCUGAUCCUGAAUCCUCCCUAUUAGAGACAGAUAUAGAUUUAGUUAAUGAUAUGAGCAAAGAAAUUACAAGUGAGGAAGAAACACCAAAUGAUUCUUUAGAAAAAGUAGAUGAAAGUAGUGGCACUGAAGUCCAUUUCGACAGUAAGCAAGACACACUUGAGUCAAUAAGUUUAGUGUCUGAAGAAGUUUCUGGAACUACAGAAAGUGUUAUUAAGUCACAUGAAACAUUUGAAUCUAUUUCAAAUCCUCCUCCACUGGAACAAACGACUAGUGUCAAAGAUGAACCUCUGCUUGUCACUGAAACAGUACCAAGUAUUAGUGAACAGAAUGCAAACCUUGUAUCUAGUACAGAUAAAAGUGUAAAAAAUGAACCUCUGGUUGUCACUAAGACAGAACCAAAUAUUAGUGAACAGAAUGCAUACCUUGUAUCUAGUACAGAUAAAAGUGUAAAAAAUGAACCUCUGGUUGUCACUAAGACAGAACCAAAUAUUAGUGAACAGAAUGCAUACUUUGUAUCUAGUACAGAUAAAAGUGUCAAAGGUGAACCUCUGCUUGUCACCAAAACAGAACCAAAUAUUAGUGAACAGAAUGCAUACCUUGUAACUAGUACAGAUAAAAGUGUCAAAGAGGAACCUCUGCUUGUCACCGAAAUAGAACCAAAUAUUAGUGAACAGAAUGCAAAUCUUGUAUCUAGUACAGAUAAAAGACAUGAAAUUUUACAAGAAGUAUCAAGUGAGAGCCUGUCUGUUCAAGAAAAUUUGCCAUCUAUUGAUGAUAAUUUAAUUCAACAAAAUGGCUCUAAUACACCAAAAAGUGAGAUUGCAACAGAAAAUGAUGGUACAAGCACAAUAAAAGAUCACACGAGUAUUGAUAAUGAAAGAGCGCAAACCAUAGAGCUUGAUAAGUUUUCAGAAAGCAGCACUAUUUCUCCAAACAGUGACGUAACAACUAUAUCACCAGAAUCAGGGACAACUGUAGAGCCAACAAUACCAGCUAUAGAAACUGAAUAUACUACUGAUACUAUGUUACAUGAGUCUAAACCUCAAACAAUACCUGCCGCUGAUAUGAACUUACUCCUACAGGAAUUGCAAAAUAUGGAUAAAACUACACUUAAAGUACCAUAUGUAUAUGCAACAUCUGAAGCAGCUAUUAAAAAAGAAGAUGUUGUAGCAGAAUCUGUUGCUGAAGAUAGAUUGCUUGAAAUUAAUACUGUAUCAACAACCACAGAGCAAUCACUAAUAGAAACUAAAUCUAACAGUCAGCAAUCAAGCGAAUUAAAUACAGAUUCUACAAGUUCAGAUGACGUUUUGGCAACAACUGAGACACCUGUGACAGAAACAUACAUAAGCAGCACAACAGAGGGUUUAAUUGAAGAAAUAUUUACCUCUACAACAGAAUCACCACCAGUUGAAAGUGAAAAUGAAGGGAUCUUUUCUAAUAUAUAUUCAACUAUCGCCGAUAUCUUACCACCGUCUACGGAGGCCCCUCCUGAAGAAAUAUUUAAUCCUGAUCUUGUUGAGGCACCAGAUAGCGAAUCAAGCUUUACCUUGACAUCAUAUCUUUUUAAUAUGUUAAACUCAGUUAUUGGAAGUAAGGAACAAAGUAAUGAAUUGUAUCCUUCAACUGGUGACACCUGUUUCUCUGAAGAAUAUUGCGAUGGUGAAGCACAUGGUCAGCGCAAUAGAUUUAUAACAUUCAUUCUUACUACAGCCACAUCUGUACUUCUUUUCACUUUGGGAUAUUACUACAUUGAUAAUAAACGGCAAGACAGCAAAUUUAUCGGUACUAUAAACAAACUACAGAGAGAAUUGCUUUUUGCUACCAAGGAGUGUGAGAUCCUUAAAGAGGAGCUUGGCACUACAAAAAACAAAUUAAACUCGAUCGAAGACAGUUCUUUUGGGAAAGACGACAUGGUGCAAUCAUUAAAAGAAGAAAUUGAUGAGAUGAAAGCACAAAACGAUAGACUUAGAAAAUCUUUAGAUGAUAAUGAGAAGUUGUUGAGGGUGUCUGAAAAUACAGCUGGCGAGCUGCAGAAUACUUUAAGUGAAGUAGAGAACACUCUGAGUGAGCUGUGGGGAGAGAGAGCACAGUCUGAGGAGCAAAUUGCUGAAUUGAAUGAGAGAAUACAGGUAUUUGAAGAGGAGCUAAUAUCUGUGACUCGGGAUAGAGACAAUUAUCAACUUAAGUUUGCCUCAGCCGAGAGUGCGUUAGACGACUACAAGAAGCAAAAGAAACUUCUAGAAGAUAUCAAUCAUCAACUCAUUGAAGCAAAUAAUACAAUUGAAUUGCAGAAACAUGAAAUUGUUGCUUUGAAGGAUGCAUUAAAACAAGUGAAGGGCGGCGCUCAGUCUAACGUUGACGUGACAUCUCUAAUAGAUCACACCGAAAUCAAAGCCAAACUUUCCAAAGCACUUGAAGAAAGGGACACAUACAAAACUCGAUUUGAGGUGGCAGAGAAAGAAAGAAGUCGUCUUGCAGAUGAAUUGAAGACCACACAAGACUCGAUGAAGACGACAAGUCAGCAGGCUACCGAAGCUCUUACGAGACUGGAUGUGCUCGGGAAGUACUUCCAAGAACGAGAGACUGAAUUGAUGAAGGAAUUGAGCACAAAGGAAUCCUUAUGGUUAAGCAAACAAGGGGAAUCGGCCAGCACUGUGGAGAAAAUUGAGUUGUUGCAACAAGAAGUUCAAAGAUUUAAGGAGAAAUGCGACACAUUAACCCUGGAAUUAGCCGAACAAGAGUCAGCCCGUCGCACCGCCAUCAGCGAGAUGGAGACUCGUGCGCACUCCGCUUGGCUCGAUGCUCGUCAGGCCAAGAGAGAGGCGGAUGCUGCCAAGGAUGAAGCGGCGGCCCUGAGGAGGAAGCUGGCCGCCAUGCAUCAGGCUGACGGUGCUGCCUCUCCCAAUAGAGGGGUAGCAUCUCCUCUUGAAGCAGUGGAUGGUCUACCUCCAGCUCUGCCUCUAGCCUUCCUGCCGCCCCCUUUGCUGCCGCCGUUGCCACGUCCGCCGCCGCUGGGACGACUGCCUUCACCCCACGGCCCAAGAUACAGUGAAAGGCGAUACUCGCCCGAUAGGCGGUACUCACCAGAGAGCCGGUACUCACCUGCGAGUAGGUACUCACCCGAAAGCAGGUACUCACCUGAAACUGUCCGGUACUCACCAUCGAGACGGUAUUCACCUAGGUCUCGCCGGUCUCCAUACUCGCCCCGGUCGAGGCGGCGAUCGGUUGAGAGAUACGAAAGUGGGCGUGGCUCCAGAGGUCGCAAUGGUCCAGCCGACACCGAGACGGAAUACAACUCGGAUAGUCCCACUAGAAGACCCAGGCGACGAUACACUUCGCGCUCAGGUGCUAGUUCAGUUUCGGGUUGUUCCUCGGAGUCAGAAAAGUGA
Messenger RNA from Pieris macdunnoughi, 3897 nucleotides. Lineage: Eukaryota; Metazoa; Arthropoda; Insecta; Lepidoptera; Pieridae. The record is from the annotation of a GenBank genome assembly.